Micropterus salmoides (largemouth bass) is the source of this 1706-nucleotide messenger RNA. RefSeq names its product cyclin-dependent kinase 20 (gene cdk20). The transcript is spliced from 9 exons. The record is from RefSeq and is a predicted model, not a curated record. Lineage: Eukaryota; Metazoa; Chordata; Actinopteri; Centrarchiformes; Centrarchidae. Gene Ontology annotation, molecular function: ATP binding; cyclin-dependent protein serine/threonine kinase activity. Gene Ontology annotation, biological process: protein phosphorylation. Gene Ontology annotation, cellular component: nucleus. The coding region runs from base 562 to 1596 and encodes 344 amino acids.
AGAAGAAGAAGAAGCAGCUGGAUGUACCUCGCUCUGCAGCUUUCAGCCCGUUUAACAUAACGCGUCUAUUUAAAACUUCUUCCCGCGCCUGAAUAAGUAUUUUAUAAAACACGCAACUCUGCGUUUCUGUCGGGCUCACGUAACGCGUCACCAGCACCUUUAAAAAACGUGAAAACGUGUUGAAUUUGACGUUUUAACCGUCUCUCUGCUUUUCGGCUUCUGCUAGAUUACUGGAAGCUACAACAAACACCCGUACUGGUGUCUUGUGUCUCAUAAACAAGUUAAUAAUCACGAUACAGACUGUUUCAUGGAUACUGGCGGUAUUUAUGAGCACACCACCGUAAUGCCCCGUUUAAUCCAGCCUCUCCUGCAGAACACCAUCUGACAAAUCUCUGUUUUAGCCCUGAUUCAUCAAAAGCUCCUCCUGACGCCGAGUUACAGUACAGAAAGAAACUGUUAACUACCAACAGCUGUUAAAUACAGUUUAAAUAAAUCAUUAAGUCUCUCGGUACCGGCCACAGUUCAGUCAGGACCGGUUCACCUGUCCCACCUGGUGAACACAUGGAGCAGUACAGUAUUCUGGGUCGGGUCGGAGAAGGAGCCCACGGCAUCGUCUUCAAGGCCAAACACAUCGAGACGGGAGAGACGGUGGCUCUGAAGAAAGUGGCUCUGAGGAGGCUGGAGGACGGCAUCCCCAACCAGGCUCUGAGGGAGAUCAAGGCCCUGCAGGAGAUCGAGGACAACCAGCAUGUGGUGAAGCUGAAGGACGUCUUCCCUCACGGUACGGGCUUCGUCCUGGUGUUUGACUUCAUGCUCUCUGACCUCUCUGAGGUCAUCAGGAACUCUGAGCGACCUCUGACCCCGGCCCAGGUCAAAGGUUACAUGAUGAUGCUGCUGAAGGGCGUGGCCUUCCUGCAUCACAACGACAUCAUGCACCGGGACCUGAAGCCAGCGAACCUCCUCAUCAGCUCCUCGGGUCACCUGAAGAUCGCAGACUUCGGUUUGGCUCGACUGUUCAGCGAUCAGGGAGGCAGGCUGUACAGCCACCAGGUGGCCACCAGGUGGUACAGAGCUCCUGAGCUGCUCUAUGGAGCCAGGAAGUACGACGAGGGAGUCGACCUGUGGGCCGUGGGCUGCAUUUUCGGGGAGCUGCUGAACUCGUCUCCUCUGUUUCCUGGAGAGAACGACAUUGAGCAGCUCUGCUGUGUCCUCAGAGUGCUGGGAACCCCGACCCCGGACAGCUGGCCUGAGAUAGUCGAGUUGCCAGAUUACAAUAAAAUCACCUUUAAGGAGAAUCCAGCGAUCCCAUUGGAGGAGAUCGUCCCUGACACGUCCCCUCAGGCCGUCGACCUGCUCUACAAGUUCCUGGUCUACCCGUCCAAACAACGCUGCUCCGCCAGAGAGGCUCUCCUCCAUCCAUUCUUCUUCUCCUCUCCACUUCCUGCUCACCACUCAGAGCUGCCCAUCCCUCAGAGGGGGGGCCGACCCCCCCGCCAGCGUCUGCAGGCUCCGCCCACUGACUUCUCGGUGGACCUGCCCCUGCAGAGCAGCGUGGUAGACCCUGUGCUGCUGAGGGGACACGCCUGCUGCCUCUGAACGACCGACCGACCGACCAAUCAGCUUCCUCCUUCAGUGACGCUCUGCUGACUCGUCACGCUAAACAAAUGUUCGCUCUCAAGCAAGAAUAAAUUCUUUCUGAAUAAAAA